Amorphotheca resinae ATCC 22711 is the source of this 4147-nucleotide messenger RNA. RefSeq lists its product as hypothetical. The record is from RefSeq and is a predicted model, not a curated record. Lineage: Eukaryota; Fungi; Ascomycota; Leotiomycetes; Helotiales; Amorphothecaceae. The coding region runs from base 67 to 3921 and encodes 1284 amino acids. Gene Ontology annotation, molecular function: ATP binding; nucleic acid binding. The transcript has 3 exons.
GAGGAAGAUCAUGACACUUAUGAAUAUGUCGCUCCUGCCGAGACACCUCAACGGCAGAGCGUAGCCAUGAUAAAGGCCGCUACCAAUAGCACGCCACAGGCGUUGGCCCUAGAACAUGCUCCGCCUAUGGCACAUGGCAUUCAGCUUAUCUCUCCAUAUGAACUCCCCGAUCGGUUUCGUCAGAUCUUCCCAUAUCAGCUUUUUAACGCUGCACAAUCCAAGUGCUUUGCCAGCGUUUAUAAGAGCAAUGAUAAUGUCGUUGUCUCAGCCCCUACAGGCUGUGGCAAGACUGCAAUACUUGAAUUGGCGAUUUGCAAACUUGUCGAAGGUCAUCCCUCUGGAGAAUUUAAGAUUGUUUAUCAGGCUCCAACAAGGUCGCUCUGCUCUGAACGUAUGCGUGAUUGGCAUAAGAAGUUCAGUCACUUGAAUCUGCCUUGUGCAGAGUUGACUGGAGACACUAGCCAGUUCGAGAUGAGCCGGGUUCGCAAUGCUUCGAUUAUUGUCACCACACCUGAGAAGUGGGAUAGCAUCACACGGAAAUGGCAAGACCAUAUUAAGCUGUUGCAGAUGGUAAAGCUAUUCCUCAUUGAUGAGGUGCAUAUUCUCAAGGAUACUCGAGGUGCCACUUUGGAAGCUGUCGUUUCUCGCAUGAAGUCUAUUGGCGCCAAUGUUCGCUUUGUCGCCCUCAGUGCAACGGUCCCGAACUCAGAGGACAUCGCUCUGUGGUUAGGCAGGGAUCCCACGAAUACCCAUCUACCAGCCCAUCGAGAGACAUUUGGCGAAGACUUCAGACCUGUCAAGCUGCAAAAGCAUGUCUACGGCUUCGAUGGCCAAAUGAAUGACUUUGCAUUUGAGAAAGUUCUGGAUGGGAAGCUCCCAAAUCUGAUUCAGAAACACACUAGCAAAAAGCCAAUCAUGGUAUUUUGCUUCACUAGGAAAUCCUGCGAGGGCACAGCCGCCACCCUUGCAGAAUGGUGGACUAGACAGAGAGUCGCAGACCGUGGCUGGCCAGCUCCUGUUCAGCGAACAGUGGUCGGCAGCAGGGAGCUUCAAGUACUGGUGGAGAGUGGCGUUGCCUUUCAUCAUGCUGGACUUGAUCCACAAGAUCGCAACGCUAUCGAGACAGCCUUUCUGAAAGGAGAUAUCAGCGUGAUCUGCUGUACCUCAACCUUGGCUGUUGGAGUCAACCUCCCCUGCCACCUUGUCGUUCUGAAAGGCACUGUUGGGUUUCAAGACGGCGGCCUUUGCGAAUACUCUGAUCUAGAGGUAAUGCAGAUGCUGGGGCGGGCUGGACGGCCCCAAUUUGAUGACAGCGCCAUAGCCAUCAUUAUGACACGCUCAGAUAAGGUCGACAGGUACAAGAAGAUGAUCUCUGGCCAGGACAUACUGGAGAGUACCCUGCAUCUAAACUUGAUCGGGCACCUCAAUUCUGAAAUUGGUCUUGGCACUAUCCAUGACCUCGAUACAGCGAAGAGGUGGCUUUCCAAAACCUUCUUGAGUGUGCGAAUGAGACAGAAUCCUAGCUACUACAAGUUGGAAGGUAUUCCUCAGAGUACAGAUGCUGAUGAACGACUCCGACUCGUCUGUGAGAGAGAUGUUAAGCUCCUCCAAGAGAAUCAGCUGGUGUCGGAAAAGGAGCGAUUCAUGUGUACCGAGUAUGGUCAUGCUAUGUCUCGAUACAUGGUGCAGUUCGAAACGAUGAAGCUGCUUCUCAGUUUGCCCAGGCAUGCGAAGACCGAGCAAAUUCUCCAACUUAUUUGCCAAGCUUCCGAGUUCAAAGAUCUUCGGAUGAAGCCAAAUGAGAGGCCCUCUCUUCGCGAAUUCAACAAAUCUCCGUUUAUCAAGUAUCCUAUAAAAGAAAACAUAUCAACAACAUCUCAGAAGAUCUCUCUCAUCAUCCAAGUUCAGCUAGGUGGUGUUGAUCUUCCUACAAGUAAAGACUUCCAAGCUAUUAAAAGACAGUUCAUGGUAGAAAAAGGCGUCAUAUUUGAGCGUAUUCAACGCCUUAUUCGCUGUAUCAUUGAUUGCAAGUCAGUAGAUUGUGAUGCAAUCUCCACGCGACAUGCCCUGGACCUGGCUAGGAGUCUUUCAGCUGGAUUCUGGGAAAAUUCGAACCUACAGUUAAGACAAAUCCCGCAGGUUGGCCCUGCUGCGACUCGAAAGCUUGUUACCAGCAAUAUCAAUAGCGUUGAGAAACUGGCAAGUUUAGAUACCGCGAGUAUCGAACGUAUCAUGGGCAGGAAUCCUCCCUUUGGGAGAAAACUGCUGGACUCGUUGCUUGGAUUCCCGCGCUUAACCCUACAAGCCGAGACCUUAGGGAGAGCUGCUUCUAAAGCAGGAGAAAAUCCCAGGGUUUACGUCAAAGCUAAGCUGGGUUUCGCAAAUGCUAAAGCGCCUGUUUGGAAGGAGAGGAAGCCCUCACUGACAUUCAUGGCCGAAACGUCAGAUGGCACUCUAGUUCACUUCUGGCGUGGUAAUAUCCAGAAGUUGGAUAAAGUGCAUGAGCUUAAAUUUAUCGUCGAAUUAUCUUACCCAGACGACGAAAUCAAAUGCUACGUUGCGUGUGACGAGAUUGUAGGAACUGCUCGCUCCUCUCUCCUCAAGCCGGAUAUUCCUGCAUCAGCAUUCCCAGCUAAGAAGCCAAGCAAGCAAGCCGAACCACAGAUCGGAUCUAUUGACCAAAAUGAGGGCCCUGGCUGGACUGAUGAGUUUGGAGGCGAUGAUAUCGAAGAUGACGAGUUGCUCGAGGCUGUCAAACGCAUUGAUGCCCCUGCCAGCGAGUAUGACUCGGACGACUUUGCAGAUAUUGACGAUUUCAACGGACCGUCCGAGGGUGCUAGCUCGAAGGAGGAGAAGGCCGAGAAUGUUAUGGAGUCUGUUCUGAUGGAAAAUGGCAAAUGGACUUGUAAUCACCGCUGUUGUGGGGGUCAGACACUUAAGAAUGGCCAGCCUUGCAAACACAAGUGCUGUCAUGAAGGCCUUGAUAAACCUAGAAAGCCCAGGAGAUUAGUAGCGACAAAUCACGAAAUAUUAACAAUGCAGGGACAAAGAUUUCCAAGGUAUUUAUACCUGGAUACCAUGAAGAUUAGCUUGUUUUACUUACUAGCCAAUUCUCAGAUAUCUAAAGGACAAAUGAAGCUGAAGGAAUGCAAGUCCAGCCAUUCUGACCAAGAAGACGUCGAGGUCAUUGAUCUUGCAGAGGAAUUCCCGCCCGUUAGUGACACAGAUCUAGCUCCCCGUGAUUAUCGGAAAUUGCAGAGUCUUCACACAAAAGUCCAAAAGGAGAAUGAGAAACCUGUACGGCUCCCAAAGCAGAAGCCAGGGUUCUCAUAUGCAAGUGGACAGCAACCCAAUCUCCCGUUUCUCCAUAAGCCAAAGACUGAUGACAACAUGUUCGAUUCGUGGGAAUUUGCUCAGGAAGAAGAUUUUCCUUCGCCGUCUGCACUUGCAAAAGGAGAGGGCAACGGAAGCGAUCCAUUCGAAAUAGAUUUAAUCACACAUGAGAAAGCUACUCCCACCUCAUCUAUGCGAGAUGGCUCCUUGGAAAGCCUCGAAGCAGCCAUGCUUGGCCUUGAUGAUUCAGAGAGACUCAAAACACCGACUCCAAAGAUUGAUCUAAGCUUUGAAAAUGGCGUCUUUGACUUUUCUUCGUUCAACGAUCAGGCCGAGCAACGAGAGAUAUUCUCAAGCCCUUCAAUGCAAACGUCGCUUAAACGACCGUUAUCCCUUACUCCAGAAAUGCCAGAGAUGAAAUACCGUCGUGUUAAAAAGGACGAGUCGAUCACGAAGGACCUGACGAUCACCGAGACAGAGCCAAUUGAGCACGAGGAGACUCAGCAGCGCACAGUUCCAGCGUGGGUAGAUGAGUUUGACUCUGCUCUCAUCAAUGACUUAAAAGGCAUUGUUGAUUUCGUGGAUUGAUUCUGGGCCGGGGUUGCCGUGGGUCUUGUAAGAUAAAGUCAUGUAGCUGGUUUGCUCAGGUACGAAAUUAUGCGUUCUAUUUGCUGAAAACUGCGCGUGUCAUGCUCUUCAUUUACUCAUUCAUAUGAUACAAUCCUGUAUUUAGUGGUUCAUUAUAGCUGCUUCAACCUCACAACUGGCUAAGCAAGAUAUUGUUAUAAUAGCAGAAAGUUAUAGGAGGAAGUGU